Molecule: messenger RNA, 3402 nt
Organism: Aplosporella prunicola CBS 121167
Lineage: Eukaryota; Fungi; Ascomycota; Dothideomycetes; Botryosphaeriales; Aplosporellaceae
Exons: 4
Coding region: 1-3402 (1133 amino acids)
Source: RefSeq, a predicted model, not a curated record
AUGGAUGAUAGAAACCUUCAAUUGUGGACCCCCGCAUUUCUUCGGCGGAGGGUCUUUAUUGUGUUCUCGUUAGCCUACUUGACCAUUAUCGCUGCGCUCGCCGCAUUAUGCCAGUAUUCAAGUACCCAUCAAGGAUUUGUGGCGUCCCACCCAAAAAGAUAUCUUCUAUGGCAAUAUGGUCCAACUGCCGUCUUCAAUAUUCUCGCGGCAUUUUGGGGCCAAGUUGAACACAGAGUCAAGCAACUCAUUCCUUGGAAAUUGAUGUUUCGGAAACCUAGAUCGGUAGACCGCAGUCUGCUCCUAGAUUUUAUAUCUCCCUUGAGCAUCACGUCGUUCAUUUUCUCUUUAAAAUCACCUGACUUAACUCCCGUUGCUGUUACGGUCGGCGGAGGGUUCAUGCUAAAGCUGGUUACAAUCUUGAGCACGGGGCUCUUUAUCCUACGUUACACAGCCUUGGAACGACCAGCGGAUAUUGUUUUAUCGGACCAGUUCGGUGGGCCAAACGCCAGUCACUUUGAUUAUAACGCCGUCAACCACCAAGCCUUGGCUAGGUUAUACGCUAUACACAAUCUCAGCUUACCUUACCCUCCUCGAACGACACUACAACAUGCCUAUCAACGCUUCAACACCUCUUCUUUACCGCAAUCGGCUGUGAAAGUAACCGGUCAGGCAAGCGUGUUCCACUCCAGCCUCGAAUGCGAGGUUUUAUCCCUUAGCCACGCCGAAAUGGAGAGUCGUGGUGAAGGGAAUGACAAAUAUAUGGAUUUUCGCUUUACUUCCGAUGCGUGUGGCGAGCUCAACCAGUGGACCACAUUUUGGCCUAGGUUGAAUGGUCAUUAUUUUUCACUGUUCAGUGUUCUUGAACCAGAGGACAUGCACUGUGCGGAUAAUGAUCGGCGGUUAAUAACCACCUUCGGCGUAACGGCUGCGAACGAGAGCUCAGAUUCCGUUCCUCUCGACAUGAUCAACUCCUCCACUAUCCUUUGCCGCCCGGAUUAUGGAAUAUCACCCGGCCUCGUAGUUUUGGACACCAACUCUUCGACCUCUGAGCUCCCAACUAUUAGUAUAGCGGCGAAUAGUAGUAAUGAGGGGUUUUCCGGAGUUACCCCAAGCGCUAUCCUUGACGCAAUCUACCACAGCUGGAUGAAUACAGGGGAGGACCUAUUCCUUAACCACUUAACCGAUUACAUUCCUCUGACUCUACCUAAUAUAACUCGGGACGCUUUAACGACGAACGCAACACUAUUUGCUAUUGGAAUGGACGCCUUUUUCCAAGCUUUUGCAGCUCAGCUUGCCGAUUUAUACUUCUUCCAGCCUACCACUGAAUUUGGCUUCCUAGCCAUCAUGAUCAUUUUAACAAUCACUUCAAUGUUUAUGGUUCCGAAAAGAUGCGUGCCACUCGAUCCUGGCCCAAUGGCAGGUAUGGCAACCAUCCUAGCUCGAUCACCAGAAAUCACAAGCACGCUGCAUGGCACAGGGGCUUCUACCUUAACAACAAUUCGGACAAGACUCGCUACGUCAGGAUACGUGACCCAAAUGAACCAUUCUCUCUCCGACUUCAGCAUUAUACAAACACCUUUACCGAGUGGAAAAACAGAAGAGCAAGAGGAGCCUUUAAGUCCAAACGGACAAGAGAUACAGAAAGUCGAAGAAUCGGAAAAGGGAAAGGAGAUCAGCUGGUUCCGACCGGCAGCGGUAGCCUUUCCAACAAAGCUUAUUAUGGUCCUACUCCCCCUCGUUCUUGUGGCUGCGCUUGAGGUGCUAUACCAGAAAAGUCAUAAGCACAAAGGUAUCUAUAACCUCCCAUCUAGCGAGUACGGACACUACAUAUACACAUACAUCCCAACCGUCAUACUCGUCUCUAUGGGUCUCCUAUUCUCCGGCCUCGACUUUUCAGCCAAGAUUAUCCAACCAUACCAACUCUUAUGCCGAGGCGGUGCACCCGCCAACGAUGCAUUUUCUGAAGACUACCUCAGCAAGUUCGGCUUGCAUUGUAUCUGGAGAGCCAUCGCACGAAAGCAUGUCGCCGUGGCAAGCUCUUCGGUGGGCAUGUUGCUCGUGCCUUUUCUUACCAUUGCUGCAAGCGGUUUGUUCUACGCUGAGACUUUACCGCAAAGCUAUGAUAUUCAGCUCACUACCGUGGACUCGUUUGAUUACACCUUUCUAUCAUGGGAAUACUAUCAUGGAUUAGGCUGGGCUAUGGCAAAUCUCGUUCUGGGAGCGGGACUUGACGAGCCUCUCUUUACGUACAGGAAUCUGCUGUUCCCGGCAGUGGAUGUGUUAUCCCCUCUACCAUCUAGCCUUUCAUCCGAUACUAUACGAGAAGGUUCCAUAGCUACACGCGUUCCCGCAUUCCGGGCACAGUCCAACUGCUCAUCCGCUUCAUUAUACAACUUCACAUACAGCGAGCAAUUGUCAACUGUCAACGAGAACGAAACCAUAAAAUACGUCACCUUCGACAUAGUGCUUCCUAAGGCCUGCAGCCCGGAGAACACAAGCCUUAGUCUCACAGUCUCUGACGGCGAUGAUAGUGCAUACACCAGCGGUUUAUACUCUGGUUCCUGGAAUGAAGGAAACUUCACACCCUACUGUGCGCAUUGUCCCGAUAAGGUUGUCAGCUUCAGCUAUGUCCGUAACAACACUCUUGAGGAUCUCGACGUCCUCAUUUGCACACCGUACCUUGAGACGGUUGAAGUCGAUGUCGUACUUAACGCCGCCGACUUUUCCUUCAACCUCACAGCCGCCCCACCAACACCCAUCGACUCUACAGCUACUUUUGUCCGCAACCUGACGUAUUUCAAAAACAUAGAUAUAAACCUCUAUGACGGCUGGUUUAGGAGAUUUGGAAUAGAGAGAGUCAAGGGUGCCGAAGUCGAUGGCUUCUUCGCCACGUUAAUCGACGGCGUGGAUGCUAUUGCCCCGGCUGACCUUCUCCCUAAGAAUGAUCCUACGCACGCCCGGCUGCACGCUGCUAUUGAUCGCUUGUACGGUCGAGUCGUCGCGCAGGUCUUGAACACGCAGCGGGUUGUGGAAAGAAACCAAACAACUCAACAGCCUAUCAAUGCAACACUGACAGUGCCCGAUCACAUGCGACUCAAGCAGAACCUCAUCUCCACAAGAGCCCUAGAGGCAUUACUCGCAGCCAUUUCGCUGUGUGCACUACUAACAUACCUUACCUUGGAUACGAAGAAAGUAUUACCGAAAAAUUCGUGCAGCGUGGCAGCCGUAUGGAGUUUGCUGGCUGGGUCAAGAUUGCUAGAAGAGUGUUUCUCACCGGGUUCCGAACUCAUGAGUGGAGAUCACCAGAAAGGAUUGAAUUUUCGUUUGGGGUGGUGGCCGGGCGGGAGGUUCGGGUUGGAUUUCGAGGUGAGUGAGGAGGAUGGUGAGGCGGAGCAGCGGUAG